Messenger RNA from Myotis davidii, 5153 nucleotides. It is a transcript of the gene TACC1, whose product is annotated as transforming acidic coiled-coil containing protein 1. The transcript is spliced from 15 exons. The record is from RefSeq and is a predicted model, not a curated record. Lineage: Eukaryota; Metazoa; Chordata; Mammalia; Chiroptera; Vespertilionidae. Gene Ontology annotation, cellular component: cytoplasm. Gene Ontology annotation, biological process: cell population proliferation; cerebral cortex development; mitotic spindle organization. The coding region runs from base 499 to 2910 and encodes 803 amino acids.
CAAGAGAGCGUGUUCCUGAGCCAAGCUUCGGCAGAGGAAAAUUUUUCCAGCAUGUCAGGAACGAAACUGACAUUCCACUAAGGAAAAAAAGGGGCUGGAGGGAGAGUUAGGGGGGAAAGGCAGCAGGAUUCAGACGGAGCUUUCAAUUUUAAAUUCCAGACGGGCCCUGGGUGAGGGCUCGCCCCGCUCGGCAGGCACACCACGCCGGUUUCUCUCUUGGGACCCCAGUGGACAUUUCCUGUUCAGCCUCUGGAAAUUCAAGCCAAAAAUGACAAAACAUCCUUUUCCCCGAAACCAAGUGCUUGGUUCAGAGACCCUCCCCUCCGCACGUCCGUGAUCUCAGCCCUGCCCUCCCCUUCCUUCCGCGGAACCCCUCCCUGACCAGCGGCUCUGCUUCCCAAGGAGAGAUGAUGGAUCUGUAGCAGGUGGUGCGAAACCAGAGAGAAACGACCCUGGGACCAAGGCCGAAGAGGAGCUGGCGCCGGAGGAUCCGCGCUCAUGGCGUUCAGCCCGUGGCAGAUCCUGUCCCCCGUGCAGUGGGCGAAAUGGACGUGGUCCGCGGUGCGCGGCGGGGGCGCCGGAGAAGACGAGGCCGGAGGGCCCGAGGGCGACCCCGAGGAGGAGGAGGACUCGCAAGCCGAGACCAAAUCCUUGAGUUUCAGCUCGGAUUCUGAGGGUAAUUUUGAGACCCCUGAAGUUGAAACACCCAUCAAGUCACCUCUCAAGGACUGCUGUGAUUCGUCACUCGGAUUAGCAGGACCUGUGGCCAGCACCCAAGACUCACAAGAAGUUGAUGAACAGCUGAUAGCAGAAGUGGUUGCAAAAUGUUCUUCUGAGACUCAUUCUAGACCCUCAGAAAAUGAGGUUUCACAGCAGGCUAUUGAUUCUUACUCAGUCACGGAUUUCAAAGAAAAACCUGAACACGAUAGUAGCAAAAUUUCAGUAGUGAGGCCAUUUUCAAUAGCAACCAAGUCCACGGAUAACUCAGAGGCAGCUCUUGGGACAGAAGCAGCAUAUGGCGGUGUAACUGCCAUCUCAGGCGAGGCUCUGCCCUCCAGCCCGCCAGAAGCCAUCCAGGACAAGGCGAUGACAGAAAGCACCAUGGGGGUUACACUGGAGGCUUCCACAGAAGCUGACCUGAAGAGUGGGAACUCCUGUCCGGAGCCAGUGCCCAGCAGAAGCAAGCUGAGAAAGCCCAAACCCAUCUCUCUGAGGAAGAAAACAGUUGGCGAGUUCUCAGAAACUUCCAAGGAGGGCAUGCCUCUCCCCCAGGCAUCCUAUCCUGAUGAAAUGGAUGGGAACACAAGUCCUUUGCUAGGAGAUGCCAGGACUCAGAAAUCUGCCCCUGACGUUAGGGAAACAAGCAGCACACCCAGUAGUGACACCAAUGAUUCCGGGGUGGAGCUGCUGGAGGAGUCAAGGAGCUCGCCUCUGAAGCUGGAGUUCGAUUUCAUAGAAGAUGUGGAAAAUGUAGAGUCCAGGAAAGGCCUUCCAAGAAAACUUGGCAGGAAACUGGGUAACAAACUGCCUCCAAAGGUACAGAAAGAUGGCAUCAGUAAGCCAGGAGGCACUAAAGGUUCGGAACCGCCCCCGGACCAAGCCACAGACGAUGCCUCUCUCUCCCAAGCGUCUUCUAAGCAGAAUCCCAGUUUCAGUCCCCUGGGUGGCCAGUCCACACUGCAGGACUCCCCUCCCCUCUCCUCUAAGGGAUCCUACCGCUUUGAUGAACCCACGGAUCCCUUUAAACCAACUACAGCUUUAGCAAAUGGUGACUGUUGUUCUCCUGCUGGUAAUCAUGUUAAUGAAAACUUAGAAUCACCCAAGAAGGCAAAGUCGCGUUUAAUAACGACUACUGAACAAGUGAAAUUUCUCUGUUUUCUGUUGAGUGGCUGUAAGGUGAAGAAAUACGAAACGCAGUCUCUUGCUUUGGAUGAGUGUUCACAGGAUGAAGGAGCAGUGAUCUCCCAGAGUUCAGACAUUUCUAAUAGGGACGGCCAUGCUACCGAUGAGGAGAAACUGGCAUCCACUUCAUCUGGUCAGAAAUCAGCCGGGGCCGAGGUGAAAGGUGAGCCAGAGGAAGACCUGGAGUACUUUGAAUGUUCCAAUGUUCCCGUGUCUACCAUAAAUCAUGCGUUUUCAUCCUCAGAAGCAGGCGUAGAAAAAGAGACGUGCCAGAAAAUGGAGAAAGAUGGAUCUGCCGUGCCUGGACCAUUGGAGUCCCCUGUGGAGGAGGCCCCCAUGUCCGUGGCCUGUGGCGGAGAGAGCCCCCUGGAUGGCAUCUGCCUCAGUGAAUCAGAUAAGACAGCCGUGCUCACCCUGAUAAGAGAAGAGAUAAUCACUAAAGAGGUUGAAGCAAAUGAAUGGAAGAAAAAAUACGAAGAAACCCGACAAGAAGUCUUGGAGAUGAGGAAAAUUGUGGCUGAAUAUGAAAAGACCAUUGCCCAAAUGAUUGAAGAUGAACAGAGGACAAGUAUGACCUCUCAGAAAAGCCUCCAGCAACUGACCAUGGAGAAGGAGCAGGCCCUGGCUGACCUUAACUCCGUGGAAAGGUCCCUUUCGGAUCUCUUCAGGAGAUAUGAGAACCUGAAAGGAGUUCUGGAAGGGUUCAAGAAGAAUGAAGAAGCCUUGAAAAAAUGUGCUCAGGAUUACUUAGCCAGAGUGAAGCAGGAAGAGCAGCGGUAUCAGGCUUUGAAGAUCCACGCAGAAGAAAAACUGGACAAAGCCAAUGAAGAGAUUGCUCAAGUUCGAACAAAAGCAAAGGCUGAGAGUGCAGCUCUGCACGCAGGACUCCGGAAAGAGCAGAUGAAGGUGGAGUCCCUGGAAAGGGCCCUUCAGCAGAAGAACCAAGAAAUCGAAGAACUGACGAAAAUCUGCGACGAGCUGAUUGCAAAGCUGGGAAAGACUGACUGAGUUUCCCCUGUUCGCUCAGGGGAUCUGCGUUUGGCUGCUUCUGUCGUGACCACAGUUAUCUUGCCUUAUCCAGGAAUUGUUGCCCCUUUGCAGAGAAAAACACUUUGAAAUAGCACAUCCCACUGCUGCCUGUCCCGCUUUGCUGAGACGCACAGCCCUGGCAGAACCCGGGAGUGUUGCACCGUCGCCGGAGUGGCAGCCGGCCGUCCUGGAGUCCUCACAGCACCGCCCAUGGUCUGGUAGACAGGCUGCUACGUUGGGUUUGUGAUUUCUCUGUUUUGAUUCAUUUUUUCUUACAGCUAUGUACUUUAUUAAUAUUUUCACACCACAGCUUAACAUGAACAGCAUAUUCUCCCAUACUUCAAAGAUUCCCAUUGCCACAUAUAAUUCACUCCAGAGGCAUAUAGGUUCUGAAAAAUACUGUUCUCAGUGAUGGGGAAGAGCAGCUUUUUAGGAACUCUUCCUGCUUUACCAUUUAAAAAAGGCUCAUGGCUGAGGAAGCACCCCCACCUUUCGUUCCCUGGAGAACUCUGAGCUAAACUUAAUUCUUUCAGUUCUAUGUUGCACACAUAUAAGCAGUUCGGAACUUUGCACAUGAGCAGGAAUCAAAGUCAGAUGCAGAAGUGGAAUUUUAAGGACCAUUUAUAUAUCAGGGCAGAAGCACCACUGGGAUUCCCAUGACGAUGCUAUUCUGAAUGUGCUUGGUGCCUUCUAUUGCACAUGCCAAAGGUCAGUUCUGGAGAAAGCAGAGCAUGCCAUGAGUGAGCUAGACAAGUCCCUUGGCCUCUUUGUACCUUAGUUUCCUUAUAUCUUGUGUAAAAGCUGCAUUCCAUGCCAGGCCUGAAGUGUUCCAAAGCUCACUUUUGUUAUUAAAUUGCAACCAUGACUUAUAUAUUGCAAAAAAGGAAUGCUGCAAACGCAUUCCUUUCAAUAAAUUCUAUUUUAUUGCAGGUUAAAUCUAAAUACUGGAGGGAAAGCAGGCCUUCACAUGAACCCUCACAUAAUUCUCUCAAAUUAUUUCCACUGGGAUUUUACAGCAUCAUCUCCUCCACCCAUCUCCCCACAACCGCUCUGGGCAUGAUCCACUGAGGCGGGAGGGAGGGGAGGCCUGCUGCAGCCCUGGGUCCAACCCCACUCCCGCACCCCUUUUAAGUGUUCACCCCUUUCCCCUUCGUCCUAACAUGGCGCCACCACAGCCUGUCUUAAUUCUUUUGGAAGUCCACUUUGCUUUUCCAACUGCGUUAAAAUUGUGAUUUUAUGACUACGAUUUGGGAUCAUCUCCUGUUCACCAUGUCUCUGAUUUUUUGUGUGUGUUACAUAUUUAUUUCAUCUUUUAAAUUUAAUUUUCAGUAUUGGUGGUUUUAUUUGAGGAGGUAAUUUGGCUUUUGUUACUUUUAGUUUGUAAACAAGAAGGGGCUCUGAGUAUCCAUUUACAUACAUACACAGACACAUAUAUUUACAUAUGCUGCUGUUUUCCCCUGAAGUAUAGUCAAAUAAGAACCUACAGAAGAGCCUAUUUCCAUAAAUGUAGAAACUUAUUUUGGAAUAGAGUCCUGGCUCAGAACGCCAGCUUCAGGAUUUGGGGGGAUUGAACAUGUGGAAACCCCCAACCCCUGUCAUGACUCAUGACCCCAGCUCAGGUUUCACGUCCAGGGAAGACUUCGCCAUAAUGUUUGUUCCUGGUAUUGGACACUUCUCAGCCGUGGCGAGUGUGAGCGUGGCCCCCCCGGGUGGGUCUGCAGGCUGACAGCGGCUGCUUCCUGCAGGAACAGCUGAGGGGGGACUCUCUCAGACCUGGGUGUGGCUAGGCCGUCCUAGAGCCACUUCUUUGCUUCACUUGUUGCUACAAAACCAAUAUUUCCUCUUGAUUAUUUGAAAUAUGCUGAGAAAAUCUACUUGAAAAAGGUUUAGAUGAUCUUAUAAUUAAAAGGUAAUUGUAAUCCCAUCAGCAAGUCAAGGGGAAGAAACAGUUGUUUUCCACAAAUGGGAUGUCUUGUUCUUCAGAUUUUUUCUUUUGAGUAAAAAAAAAAAGUCCUUUCAAACUUAAGACAGAAUUUUUAACAAAACAGGCAGUAAACAUCACGCGAACCACUCUGAAAAUCAGCACAUUGUGAGUAUUUUUACACAGAGGCCGUUUGACUAGUGGAGGCGGGAGCGCAGGGAGCAGGUCCGCACACACAGAACCCACGUCCUCAAGCUCUUCCUGGGCUUGCUUCAGAGGGGAGAGGCCGCUAGCCCCCAAA